AAAGGUGUAACGGUUAGAGAAGAGGUGCGAUGCAGGUGAUCAUGAUCUAUGCAAGAAGUGCGUAAAGGUGGAGAAAGCAGAGUGAAGAGAGGCAGUUAGAAAGUGAUUGAUUGAUUCAGUUUCAUGUUUGUCUCGGCACCAAAAUCGAUCAAGGAGAGUUCAUGCCCUUCAACUACAAGCUUCUACAAAUCUGGGCUAUCUGAAACAGAGAGUACCUCGUACCAUCGGGACAGUCAUGGUUAUGAGGUGAACCAUCAUGAACCAUUGACGGGUGAGUAUAGAAGGCCUUCGGAAAACUCACCAACAAUCAAUGAAGAAAUGGCCACAGUACGUAUAGAAAGAGAAGAAGAAGUAAACAAUGCCACACGAGACAGUUCUAUUGAAUGUCCACGAAGACAUCAUCAUAAUUCCAAUAAUUAUCAGGUCCUUUGGGAAGACAAUAUUGAUCCUGACAACAUGACCUAUGAGGAACUACUUGAAUUAGGUGAGUCAGUUGGAACUCAGAGCCGCGGUCUCUCCCAAGAACAGAUCUCAUUGCUUCCAGUUAAGAAGUACAAGUGUGGCUGGUUCUUCUUCAGGAAGAAGUCACGGGACGAGAGAUGCGUAAUUUGCCAGAUGGAAUAUAAAAGAGGGGAGAAGAGGAUUACUUUACCAUGUAAACAUGUCUAUCAUGCUAGCUGUGGGAACAAAUGGCUUAGCAUCAACAAGGCUUGCCCGAUGUGUUACACGGAGGUGUUAGCCGACGAGUCAAAACACAAAUCAUCAUCUUCGAGUGAAGAGAAGUAACCUGCAUUGCAUAUGAUUCAGUUUUUCCUUGAGUUUAGCUAUCUCUUUAUAAUUCAUUUUGUUUCGAUUUUUCUAGUUAGACGACGGUGAAGUUGGUUUUGACUAUGAAAUGGAAGCCGUCGCCAGGGUUGUACGCAAAUUUUAAAAGAACAAUCCAAAACGCAUAAUGCUUUAUUUGCUACAUCC
Messenger RNA from Cajanus cajan (pigeon pea), 972 nucleotides. The record is from RefSeq and is a predicted model, not a curated record. NCBI's taxonomy places the organism in Eukaryota, Viridiplantae, Streptophyta, Magnoliopsida, Fabales, Fabaceae.